Molecule: messenger RNA, 2811 nt
Organism: Plasmodium gallinaceum
Lineage: Eukaryota; Apicomplexa; Aconoidasida; Haemosporida; Plasmodiidae
Product: conserved Plasmodium protein, unknown function
Exons: 1
Coding region: 1-2811 (936 amino acids)
Cellular component (GO): trans-Golgi network membrane
Source: RefSeq, a predicted model, not a curated record
AUGAAUAGACUAAUAUUAAAUAAAGCGACUUCAUCAAAUGAUGAGCCAACACCGGGUUAUCUUUAUAAUGAAAUUUCUCAGAUGACAUUUUGUUCAAAGGAAUCACUAAUUUUAGUUGGAGAAUAUUUAUUGAAAAAACUACAAAGGACAGAUUUAAAUGUAAAAUUAAAAACAUUAAAAAUAUUAAAACAUUUAUGUGAUAAAAAAAGAUCUGAUUUCAGAACUUUUUUAAAAAAAAAAAUUGAUAUAAUUAAAGAGUGUCAAACAUGUAACAUUGUUAAUGACGAAUUGAAAGGAGAAACUCCAUCUAUGCUUGUUAGAAAGGAAGCAACUGAUUUAAUUAGGUUAAUUUAUUCUUAUGAUACAAUAGAAAAUAAUACAAAAAGUAUAUCAAGUAGCAGUCAAGAUAUAGUGAAAAAUAGUAGAAUAGAAGGAUUUGGAAAUAAGGUAUUUGAGAAAGAUAAUCAUUAUAAUAAGAGUGAUAGAAUAAUAAGUGAUAUAAAUGGAAAUAAAAAUUUAUAUAAUAGUUAUCAUAAUAAAAGUUAUAUGAAUAAAAUGUCCGGUUUUGGUAAUCCAUACUUUAAUCAAAAUCCAUCUCAAAAAACAAAAGGAGAAAUAGCUUUUAAAUAUUUGAAUGAAGUUGCUAGCAAAUAUAUACCUUCUUCUUUUGUUAAUAAAAUAAACAAAGUUAGUGCAUCUAUAACAAAAAAUUAUUCAAAUGGAUCAUUAAAUAUUCAAAGUAUAAUGAAUGGAAAUUCAUUUAAUAAAAAUUUUGAAAAAAAUAAUGUUAAAAAAAUUGAAAAUUAUAGUUAUUCUCAUAAUAAUUAUCCAAGUCUUAAGAGAAUAGAAAAAGUAAGAAAACCUCAAGAAUCACAGAUUUCUGGAAUUUAUGAAACAAAAAUAAUCGACGAUAUUUUAAAUACUACUGGUAUUAAAAAAAUACCAUCUGAAAAUGUUUUAAAUGAAUUUUCACAAAAAUGUGAGACUCUAGAUACAAAAUUAAUAGUAUCUAUUCUUACAUCUAAGUUGAAAAAUAAAUAUCCAAAUGAAGAAGAAACUUGGAAAUAUAAAUUUAAAGUAUUAUGUGUUAUAAAACAUUUAUUAAUUCAUAGAAAGAAAAAAGAAAAAGAAAAAGCAAUUGAAACCUUAGAAUCAUUAAUACAAAACUUGAAAAAUCAAACUUUAGAAGAAUUAUAUAGAUCGAAAGAAAUUAAACAGUUAAAAAAACAGGUCAUUGAAAUUUUUAUUUUAAUGGGUUUGCAACAAAAAGUUCCAAAUGAUGAAAUGAAAAAAGAAAUUAAAGAAAAUAUUGAAAUUCCUAAUUUACUAGAUAUUGAUGAUGAUAUUAAGAUAAAUAAUAAUAACAGAAAUACUACUACUACUACUACUACCUCUACUACGACUACGUCUACGACAAAUAUUAUGACUAACAUUAACAGUAAUAAUAAUAAUAAUGAUAUUAAUAAAAAUAAUGAUAUUAAUAAAAAUAAUUAUAAUAAUAAUAAAAAUAGUAAUAAUAAUGAUAUUAAUAAAAAUAAUAAUAAUAAUGAUAAUAAUAAUAAUGAUAUUAAUAAAAAUAAUAAUAAUAAUGAUAUUAAUAAAAAUAGUAGUUCAUAUUUUGAUAAUAGCACUAAUUUGAUUAUUCUUGAUAAUAUUCAAAAUUCUUCUAAAAUAAGUGAUAUUUACUUCAAUGAUACUAAUAAUAAUCAUUUGUCAUCCCACUUAAAUGAUAACAACAAUUGCGUUAAUAAUAAACCAAUAAAUAAUAUAAAUCAUUUGAAUUAUAAUAAAAAUUACCAAAAUUAUGAAAACAAUGAAAAAAAAGAUUAUAAUGAAAGUUUAAUGUAUAAUUUUGAUAAUUUUUCAGUUAAUAAUCAAAGUAUUAAUAACGAAUUAUUCAGCAGUUUAAAUGUUAAGUGUUCUAAUAAAAUAAAUACUACUGCUAAUAAUAAUUCGUAUAAAAUAAAACUCAAUAAUUCUUUUAAUUCUAGGAAUAAAGAAAAUGAUUAUUUAGAAAGAACAAAUGAUUUUUUGAGUGAAAACAAUUCUUCUUCUAAAAUAAAAGCAGAUUGUAAAAGUUUGUCAAAUUUAAUUUUUAUAGAUGAUAAGAAUGAAAAUAAUAAAAAAAACAUGACAUUAAUAAAUAAUAAAAACAACGAAAGAAAUUUAAAUUAUGAUAAUAAUUUUUUUCAUUUUGAAAGUAACAACUUUGAUAAUAAUUCAAAUUGUAGAGAAAUAAAAACAUCGGAUUCAAAGAACUUUUAUUUAAAUGGUAUAAAUCAAAUUAAACUUGAUAAUUCAAGUAAUAUGAAUACAAAUAAUUCUAGUGAUAAUAAAAAUAUUUGUGAUUUAAAUAAUAAUUUGGAUAUAUUUCAUAUAGAAAAGGACAAUUCCUUUAUAAAAAAUGAUUUAAAAGAUACAAAUAAUUAUAAUGUAGAUGCACCCUUAAUAGAUAUAAAUGAAAAUCUUUGUAAUAUUAGGAGUAAAAGUUUCAACAAUAUAACUAAUUAUGAAAAUAAAUAUUUAAAUGAUUUGCAGAAUAAUGAAAAUAGUAGAAAUUAUAAAAGUUUUGAAACUUUUUCGAAAAAAAUUAUAAAUGAAAAAAAUAACACCAAACAAUUAAAUGAUAUAAAUUGUUUUUCUGAUAAAUUUGAAAAUUCUUUAAGUAAUUCUAUGAAAAUUGAUGAUCAUCAUAUAAAUAAUUUUUUUAAUUCCUUUACGAUAACUUCAAAAAAAAACGAAGAAUGUAAUAAGAAACCAAAUGUAAAAAUAGAUGCAUUUGAACUCUUAGCAAAUGAACUGAAGUUGUAA